Messenger RNA from Myotis myotis, 2854 nucleotides. It is a transcript of the gene HAUS6, whose product is annotated as HAUS augmin like complex subunit 6. NCBI's taxonomy places the organism in Eukaryota, Metazoa, Chordata, Mammalia, Chiroptera, Vespertilionidae. Gene Ontology annotation, cellular component: HAUS complex; mitotic spindle microtubule. Gene Ontology annotation, molecular function: microtubule binding. Gene Ontology annotation, biological process: spindle assembly. The record is from RefSeq and is a predicted model, not a curated record. The transcript is spliced from 17 exons. The coding region runs from base 274 to 2700 and encodes 808 amino acids.
CAGGCGGUGCGCACGGACCGUUCUGCUGGAAGCGCGGGAGUCUCGGUUUGCGGCGGCUUCGGCAGCUGUGUUGAGUUACAGUUAGGGAGGCUCCGCUUCCCUGGGACUUCACGAUCCUGCGAGGCGAAAUGGCCCCGGACUAGAGAGGCCCAGGCGGUGGCAAUGCGGGGGCCGCCGCGACCCCAGGCUGCUUGCAGGAAAGGAGCCUGAGGGCGCUCGGAGUCGUGUGGGCCUUUCCUUUCUUCCUUGGUAGUGACAGUGCCGACUCCGAAGAUGAGCUUCUCCCGUGGCCCCUCUUUCAAGAAGGAGCAUCUUUGGAUGUAUCUGCAGACGCUCGGCUUCGAGCCAGGCCCAGCCGCCACGGCCUGCGGGAAGGUGGCAUCACACGCGCACCUCGGAGUGAACAUGUUCGACAAGCCAAACCGUGAUGCCUUUCAAAUAGUGUCUUAUUUCUUGUUUCAAACGCUGGACCAGUCUCUCACCAAAGAAGUUUUCAAAGUUUGUUGGCCUCCAUUUGACCAAAAAAGUGAUACUGAAUUCCGGAAACUUUGCUGUGAAUGGUUAAAAAAAAUUUCUAUGGAAUGUGGAAAUAACUUUCCUCAAGUUGUUGCUUCACUAUUUCUUUCUCCUGGUGGUCCUAAGUUUAUUCACCUGAUGUAUCAUUUCGCAAGAUUUGUUGCAAUAAAAUAUAUAAAAACACAUUCCAAAAAUUCAUUCAAGCAUGUUGCAGAGACAUUUAAUUUAAAGCCACAAGAUUUGCACAUGUGCAUUGCCAGGUCCCAUGUAGCACGUAACAGAUUUUUACAGAUUUUACAAAGACAAGAUUUUGUUUUCCAGAAGUAUCAAGAAAAUGCACAAUUAUUAGAUGAAGAAGUACGAAAUUUGAGAUCAGAAUAUAUAGGACUGCAAAACCAAAUGAAAAACAUGGAACCUUAUGAUGACCAAAGUGAUAUACAAGAAAAAAUUCAAAAGGUUCGGUCUUUGUGGGCUUCAGUGAAUGAAACUCUCUUGUUUUUGGAAGAAGAGAGAGAAAUUGUUAGUUCAGUCCUCAGUCUCGCUGACCAGUAUACUUUAGAUGGAACUAACGUUGCUAUUGAUGUUCCAAGGCUCUUACUUGACAAAAUUGAGAAACAAAUGUGUCAGUUGCACAUAGGAAAUGUUUAUGAGGCUGGGAAAUUGAACCUGUUGACAGUUAUUCAGUUAUUAAAUGAAGUCUUGAAAAUAAUGAAAUAUGAAUGUUGUCAGGCUGACCAAGCAAAACUGACAAUAGACCUUCGCUUCCUUGAAAAAGAGGCCAAAUUACAGAGAGAAAGAUUAUUGGAUCUGCAGCAUAUGAGGCAUAAAUUAGAAGAAGAUCUUACAACUAUAACACAUUCUAUUGUUGAAAAACAAGAAAAAUGGCAUAAAAAGUGGAAAGAAUUUCUUGGUUUGUCUCCUUUUAAUCUAAUAAAAGGUUGGACUCCAGCUGUGGAUCUUUUACCACCCAUGUCUCCUCUUUCAUUUGAUCCUGCCUCAGAAGAAGUAUAUGCAAGAAGUAUUCUUUUGCAGUAUCCUGCUUCGCUUCCAGAUACACCUAAACAGCAUAACCAGGAAAAUGAUUGUAGAAGAGCCAGUGAUGUACUGGGAACUGUAUAUGAUCUAACCAACAGCCCUGCUUCUCUGUUUCAGCCAGUUUCAUCAUCAGAUGGAAAUAGUGUUACAAUAUUUGAAAAGGACAUGAAGAUUGGAACAUCUAGAGAAAAAACUGAAACAAUUUCUAAGAAAACACCAGAGUGUGAAGGGGAAGACUUUCCAUCAUCAUAUAUUGCAAAGAAUACAGAGAGCAGUGCAUUAGGAGGACCUCUGCCAGUUAAAAAAAUUGAUCCAUUCCAGAAAGAGCAAGAUCACCUGGCAGAAGAGGUUGUGAGGACAGUAUUAUCUGAUUCACCACAGCUCUCUACGGGAAAAGAAGUAAAAUUAGAGGAACUGAUUGACUCUCUAGUUUCUAACCCAUUCUUAACUAGGAAACAAAUUCCCCGAACUCCAGAAAACUUGAUCAGUGAUAUUAGGAGCUCAUGGAGAAAAGCUAUUAAAAUAGAAGAUAACAGAAGUACAGAAUCAAUUCAAAUGGAUACUGAACAUAGAGAAAGUUUUAAGGAUAUUGAUUUUGGCAUAUUACAUGAAACUCUUCCAGAAGAUGUUGGUCAUUUAAGUCUUAAUAGCUCCAGUAGUACAGAGGCCAAUUUCAAACUGGAACCAAAUAGUCCUAUGAACAGUAGUGUUUUCUCAGAAGAUGUUGUGGGAGAAAGACAGACUACUCCAAAAUCAGACUCCCAUGUACAGGCUAUUUACAGUACAUAUGAGGCUCUGAAAAAAUCUCUUAUCAAGAAAAAGGAAGAAACUUACCUCUUUAAUUCUGAAAUACCUGAAAGACACAAACAAGAAUUGAGCCCUGCUCCUCAAACCAUGCAAACAGAUGAUAUGCUUAACCUGCUGGACACUCAAGAUUUGCAUACUGACUAUACAAAACCAUCUUUACGAAUGUCCCCUGGUGAAAGAAAACGGUCUCUUUCACCACUAAUUAAGUUUUCUCCAGUGGAACAAAGAUUGGGGACCACGAGGCCAUGUAGUCUUGGAGAACUUCCACCUUAUUUAAAAGAAGCAGAAAUCUUGAAUAAGAGCCUUGAUGCAAAAGAAUCGCCGUCUGAGUUGAAGAGAUAAUUUACUUACGUUGCACACUUCAGUUGAAGCAAGUUGAUUUAAAAAUAGACUUAUAGCCCUAGCUGAUGUGGCUCAGUAGGUUGAGCAUCCUCCCAUGAAAUGAGAAGUCACCGGUUCGAUUCCUGGUCAGGGCACAUGCCCCGGUUGCUGGCUU